Messenger RNA from Schistosoma rodhaini, 4075 nucleotides. The record is from the annotation of a GenBank genome assembly. NCBI's taxonomy places the organism in Eukaryota, Metazoa, Platyhelminthes, Trematoda, Strigeidida, Schistosomatidae.
CUAACAUAGGCCAUCAAGCCCGCUCUCCUUUUAAAGUGAAACUGAACUUGAACCCCAGACUAUACCAUAUACAAACCGUCAAAUAACUAGCGAAUUAACUAAAAUUAAUGCAGUCAAGUGACUAGAAUAAUGCUCAUUAUAUAUUAACAAAUACCUGUAACCUUAGCGGAGUGACAAGGAAGGAUCUCAAAUACAUCAAUCACUUCAUACAUGCUCGUCCAACAGUUACUUAAUAUAUUAGACGUUGUUGUUGUGCGCGUUGCUUGAUAUUAGAGUAUAAUCGACCAAUAUACAGAAAAUUUGGUUUGUUUUUGCCCCAAGUUCCUUCCUUGUAUCUCAUGGCCAUGACAGUCUUGUGAUAAUCAAAUGGAAUGGAUAAUGUACCAUGUUGCUAUUGUGCCUAUGAAGUGCCUUUCCAUGGAGUUUCUUCAGAACAUCCCACAGGUCACUUGCUAACUGCUGUUAGAAAUUCAGGGGAGAAGCAAUUGGUUGGAAAACCUUUGGAUAAAAUUCUUCGACUUGGAUGUUUUGAAGUUGUACACAAUAAAUUAACAUUGUAUGGAAUUCUGGGUUUAUCAAAUUGGGAAAUCUUAUUUGUACCAUGUAUUAAUCUUGGACAAGUAAAUAGGGAGGAAAUUAAUUCUACUCGUCAAUUGUUAUCUCAAACACUGCAUCGUACAGAGCCUUAUUUCUAUCAUUCAUGGAUUUCUAACCGUCCUGGAUGUAUAGGUUUAGGUAAAAUUGAUUGUUUACUUAUACAAGAUCGACAUGAUCGUAUAUAUAAAUUUGAUCCAAUACAGAAUCUAUGGUUACGUUCAGUGAAUGGUUCCAAAUUAAAUUUUAAAAAGUGUUGGUUAAAUGAAAGUAAGAAAUUACCACCACAUACACCAUCACGUUUAUUCAUAUUAACAACAGAUUUUGAAGUGUACAAUUUUCAAUUAUGUUAUGACAAUUUGAAAUUAAUUAAAAUCUCUUUAUUAACUUCAAAAGAAUCGAAUACAUUACGAAAGAAUAUAAAAAGUAAUAUAAAUUUAUUUAUAAAUUCAUUAACAAAAAGAAUUUCACAUAUUCGUAGAUCUACAGGUUAUUUAUUAGCUAAUGAAUAUGCAAUUCAUAAUUUGGAAACAUUAUUAAUUGUUAAACAAAAUACAAAUUUUAGUUCUUAUAAAAGAUCUAAUGUAAAUAUUAAUGAAAGUAAUCGGAAUAACAAUGAAUAUGAUUUUUCAGUCAAAUUUACUCCAAUUAAUUCAUUGACAAGAUUAAAAACAACUUGGUAUCAUCGUUUAAAAGGGAAUUAUACAAUAAUUGAUAAUACAGAUUUUGCUUAUUGUCGUACAUUACCAUUGGAGAUACCUACAAUUGCAUUUAAAAUGUCUGUAAUCAUAUUUCGCGAUUAUUUUGAAGGACACCGAUUUCCAAUUUUAUCAUUUUAUUAUUCAAAUUCAUUAGUUCAUAGUAAAAAUUCCAAUGUAUACAAGAAUUAUCCACCUUAUUCAUUGACUACUACUACUACUAAUACUAAUACUACCACUACUUCCCCGGUUUCAAUGCCAUUAGUACCCCGAUUCGGUGUAUGGAUAUUAAGAUCUGGUAAUUUAUUAACAGAUAUUAAUAUUAAUCAACUUAUUGAUUGUAAUGAUCAAUUAUCCACAUCCAAUCAACAAAGAUUAUUUAUAAAACAUAUUAAAUUAUCAUUUAGUGAUCAUUUAAAUGAAUUAUUUAAAGAUAGAAAUAUUGCCAAAUCAACAGAACAAACUUUCCAAGAAUUUUAUAUUCCUUUCCAAGAAGAUUCUUUGAAAGACUUAUACUCUACUGAUGAUUAUCCGUCAAUGACAACAUCAGAUCAUCAUAAUUCUGAUAUUGCAAAGUCUUUAGAACAGAACGGUUUUAUUCCAUUUUCAUUUACAACAGAUAUAUAUAAAAUGAAUCAACAUUAUGAGAAUUGGUUAAUACCUAAGCAUAAUCAUAUUAAACAAUCAUGGUUACAAUUAAAAAAUCUUAUACAAUUACCACAAAUUUAUACACCAAAUGUCGAGAUUUUCAAUGAGUUUACAAAUACUAUUAAUAAUAGUAGUAGUACCAUGAAUAAUACUACUGAUUAUGAUUCUUCAGUAGUAGUUAGUGGUUAUCAAUCAUUGAAUAAUGUUGGAACUGCAACAACAACUAUUACUAAUACUACUACUAAUAGUAAUGAUAAUCUACUAUUUAUGAAUUGGGAUACAUUAUCUACUGAUUCAUUAAGUAGUGAUCGUGAAAAAAAAUAUUCUGGCAUAUUUUUAAGAUCAAAAUCAAAACAACAAAUGGAUCAUUUAAUGAUUAAUAAACGUUUAUCAACAAGAUCUGAUUGGCGUAAAUUUAGUUUUUCUAAUUUACUUAAAAGUGAUGAUGAUGAUCAUAAUAAUAACAGACAUAACAACGUCAUUCAUAAUACUACUACUACUACUACUACUACCACUAAUACUACUAAUAAUAAUAAAAGUAGUAGUACUAAUAAUAUACGUAAUAGUAUAAGUCAAUCAUUUAAUAGAAAUUAUCCAUAUUUAUAUUUAUUAAAUAAAAAGAAAUUAGAUCAUUUUGCAUUUCAAUAUAGUCCACAUAGAUCUGAUUGGUAUGAUUAUUUAUUAUCAACAAAUUGGUUAGAUUUAUUAUUAUUUACAUUAAAACAAGCAACACAAUUAAGUCAAUUAAUUAAUCAAUAUUCAAUAAAAUCAAUAAAUGAUUAUAAUGGAACAAUUAUAUUAUUAAGUGGACCAGAUAGUGGUCGAAAUUGGCAACCAAUUUUAUUGAGUCUUGUACAGAUAAUAUUAUCUGCAGAGAAUAGAACAAUUCUUGGAUUUGAAAAUUUAAUUGAACAAGAAUGGAUUCGUUAUGGUUAUCCAUUUGUCCCUGAUCCAAUUGAUUGGCAUGAUGAUUCAAUUAGUUGUGAUUAUGAUGAUGGUGUAUGUUUUGCAUUAUUCAUUGAUUGUGUUCAUCAAUUAUUGAUUCAAUUUCCUACAGAAUUUGCAUUUACAGAGGAUUAUUUGGUCUUGUUGUUAGACAGUGCAUUAAGUCGUGGUGGUGGAAUUCCACCAUUCAGUAUAGAAUUUUCAUGUUCAUGUGAAGCAGCAAGGCAUGUUAAAACAAAAUCUAUGACACAAGAACAAAUUAUUGAAAAAUCUAAUUAUUUUCAUAAUAUUGGUGCAUGGCGUUCAUUUCAUAAUUGGAAUGAUAUAUUAACUAAUAAUGGUUAUCAACUACUAUUUAAUUGGUUAUAUUAUUGGCAAUAUAAUUCAGAUCUUAUAAAUAAUACAUCAGAUUAUACUAAACUUAUACAAACUAUAGAUCAAUCUACACGACGAAUACUUACUCCAAUUCUAUCACCAUUAUAUUAUCCACGAUUUUGGAUUCAUGCAUGGUAUCGAUGGAAUCGUUCAACCCGUUUAACUAAUGGUGGUGGUUAUGCAUUCAAUGCUGCUUAUUGUAGAAAUUUACUAAGAUCAACUGUUAGCAAUGAUCAUCAUCAAUUAAUUAUACCUCGUACAAGUACUAGCCCUUAUACCGGUUGGUUAUCCGAUGAAUCUAUUCUGAAUGCUUUAAAUCAAAUUGUUUUACCAGCACCAUUGGAUAAUUUUUAUAAAACCUUGUAUGAAAUAGCAAAUUUAUGGGAUAAUGAAUACUGGGACACACAUCUUGUUGAUUGAUUAAAGAACGAUCAUAGAAUAUGUAAACCUACAUAUGUAUGAAUAAUCUCAUUCCCCUUUGCUACUAUUUUAUUUAUUUGUUCUCAGAUAAUGAUAAUAAUAGAAAACUGUUUGCCUUUUUUAUUUUUAAAAAACCGCCAAGCAAUCUCAUAAUUUUUGUUUUAAUUAUUUAUGACUUAAACAAAAGGGAUUAAUCCAGCAUUAUUGAUCUAAACCAGUUUUUAUUUACACAGUAACUUUCUUUUUGAUUUUUUUCAAUUUUGUACUCCUUUUUUUUAUUACUUAUUUACCAGUAAUUUAUUGACUUGUGUUUGUAAAUCUAAUUUUUUUUUAAUAAAAAUUGUAAUAGAUCAUUAUAAACAUUAUACUGACCAGUUGCAGUCCUAAAACAUCAA